Messenger RNA from Cylindrotheca closterium, 2142 nucleotides. The record is from the annotation of a GenBank genome assembly. Lineage: Eukaryota; Bacillariophyta; Bacillariophyceae; Bacillariales; Bacillariaceae.
AUGGCAGAGCCAAACAAAAGUAACAUACGCGAGACGCAUUUGCCAAAGGCUGAAGAAAAGCUAAGGCUUGCUGCAGAUGCUGUAUCAUCCUCUGUCAUCACUCCACCUGAUUUGGAACAGCCAAACACAGAACGAAGUAGGUUGGAAGAUAUCAAGGCCUCAGACCGCGGAUCCAGACCACCUGCGACUGUAGGAGCACAUUCUGUAACUCCAGGAAACUCCUCUUCCGCAUCCUCCAGAUUGGAAGAGAUCAAGAAGGCAUCUGCCUCUUCAGGAGACCGCAGAUCCAGACAACCAGCAGCAGCUGUAGGUGCACAUUCUGUAGCAUCCGGAGAUGAUUCCUCCGCCGCCGCUGCCGCCGCAUCCUCCAGGUUGGGAGUUAUCAAGGGAUCCGCCUCUUCCGGAGAAAAGGGCCGAGGAUCCCGUGGAUCCAGACCGCCAGCAGCUCCCGGAGCACAGUCUGUAUCAUCGGGAGACUCCUCCACCAUAUCCUCCAGACCACGGCGCAACAAGGAGAAGCUGCAACAAGAUCAACAAGGGAGUGGUGAUCAAACGAAACCCACUGACGAACAAAAGGUGCAGCUCGGAGAACCAGAUGAAGAAGUUGGACUUCAGAACACUAAUGACAAUGAAAAACCGGAAGGAAACGAAACUCUAUUGGAAGCCGAAGUGGCACCCGAUGUGGAAGAGCUUGUUCAGCAACGUCUGCAAGAGGAGCGACAGAAUCAGCAACAAAACGACGAAGGCCAUGUCAUAAUGGCAAUGGUAGCUGUUGAAGAAGAACCCCGCAGCGAGAAUAAAUGGAAGAAAAGUACCCAGCUUCUGAUAUUGGCCAUUGUCUUUGUGGCAGGUGUGGUCGCGGCAGCUGUGGUGUUGAGUAAGGAGGAUGAUCCAGAUCCAGUCAUUCUCACAGAUACGCCAACUCCGAGCAUGGCUCCUACAUCUCCGAUGCCAACUCUACCUCGAUUGCAACAAAUUCAAACCAGCCUCGCCAACAAGAUUGGUGAUGACUAUCGCAAUGACGAAAUCAUGGUAUGGAUGAUUGAACUGGACGCUUGGUCUCCACCUGCCAGUGCUUCUGAUCCAGGCAGUCUCUGGACUGAACGAUAUUCCAUGGCCAAUAUUUACUUCAACACCAAUGGAGCAAGUUGGACUUUUGGCAAUGACUGGUUAUCACCGAAUUCGGUAUGCGAUUGGGGCUGCUGCGAUCCAAGCUUUGAACUGGUAGUCUGUGACGAAAAUGGAAGAGUAGUAACCCUCAACUUGGAGCAGAAAGAAUUGGAAGGAUCGCUUCCGAUUGAUGUUUUUGAUGGCAUGACGGCAAUGACAUCCCUGUCCAUAAACGACAACCGUCUUGGCGGCUCGUUUCCUCGAUUUCCGCCAAAUCUUGAAUUUGUAGGAAUCUACAAUAACAAAUUCAGCGGCAGCAUCGGAAAAGACUUCUUCACUGGCUUGACCAAGUUGGCGUCUUUGGGGAUGAGCAACAAUGCCAUUACUGGAGAGGUGCCACUGUUACCGCCCAACGUUGAAUCUUGUUGGCUGAACAACAACAAGUUCUCAGGAACCAUUGCCAGAGACUUCUUUGCAUCUUUUACCAAACUCACCCAUAUGACGUUUACAAACAACGAGCUCUCUGGAUUUCUGCCCAACCUUCCACCCAAUUUGAUUCGUGGAUGGUUGAAUGUGAAUGACUUCUCCGGUAGCCUUGCCGCUGAUUACUUUACUGGCUUGACGGCCUUGACACACAUCGCACUGGGUGACAACAUGCUAUCAGGGUCAAUUCCAAUAUUACCAGAUCAAGUCUUGAAUUCCAAGGCAUGUUGGUUUGAUGGCAAUUGCUUUACGGAUGUUUCCAAUGCUCAAUCAGUGUGUGGAACAUCGGGCAAUAGAGACUGCAACGCCACUCCUUCUCCGACAAUUGCAGUCACUUCUUCUCCGACAGCUCCAAUCACUAUGUCUCCAACAAUUGAUAUCACUCCCUCUCCGACAAUUCCAAGCACCCCGUCUAUGUCGGGUCAAAUCACUCCGUCUCCUACAAUUCAAAACAGUUCUUCUCCGACAAUUCAAGUAUCUUCUCCUCCGUCAGGUCAAAUCAGUUCUUCUCCGACAGUUCAAAGCACUCAGUCUCCGAUAGCGGAUUGA